Jaminaea rosea is the source of this 754-nucleotide messenger RNA. RefSeq lists its product as hypothetical. The transcript has 5 exons. Bases 1 to 747 code for a protein of 248 amino acids. NCBI's taxonomy places the organism in Eukaryota, Fungi, Basidiomycota, Exobasidiomycetes, Microstromatales. The record is from RefSeq and is a predicted model, not a curated record.
AUGGCCCAAAUGACCCUCACCAACCAGCUACUCACCAAUCUGCGCAACCAGCUGCACCCCUCGCUGAGCAAAGCUGGCUCAUCUAUAGCAGGUCGCGCGGGCGGCGGGGACGAGUGGUACCUCGUCCUGGGUUCGGCGUUCGCGUCUGCGCACAAGGGGGCAGAAGCGUUGCCCCUGUUGUACGAUAUGGCGGUACAGGGUGGGGAAGACGGAGUGAGGGUGCAGAGGAGGUUGAAGGAGACGGUGCUCAAGGGCUCCGUUCUGUACGGGAUCCCCUCAACGCUGGAGUCAUCCUUCGCCCUCGUAGCUCACCUGCGCAAGAUUGGCGCUUCGACGGAUGGAGGCUUCUUCUUACGCCGCGAUCAGGAUAUCGCGAAUGUAGAGGAGAGGGGCAACAAGCGGCUCGCAGACGUGUACCAACACAACUUCCCGGACAUUCAGGCCAAGUUUGGCAAUGAUAUGGAGGACAUCAAGAUGAUCACUAUGCCGGUCAAUUACGGUCUCAUCCUCUCAGAGGACACGAUCCUCGACUUUCCCUCCACGGAGCUGGUCAUUCUCUCGGCACUCGUGCCCCAGAAUCUUCGCGCCGAAACUCUUUGGCACCUCCGUGGCUGCCGCCGAGCGGGGUGGAGCGACGAGGUCAUUUCGUCUGUGAGGGAUGUCAGUAUACGGGUGGCCGAGAUGGCCGGUCGACCGACGAACAAGGUGCCUACGCUGGACGAGGUCAGCGAGACGAAGAACGAGUGACGACGAG